UUUGCUGGCAAGCAGCUGGAAGACGGACGCACCUUGUCAGACUACAACAUUCAAAAAGAAUCCACACUCCAUCUUGUACUGCGUCUUCGUGGAGGCAUGCAGAUCUUCGUGAAAACUCUGACCGGAAAGACCAUCACUUUGGAAGUAGAAGCUUCGGACACAAUUGAGAAUGUGAAGGCGAAGAUCCAAGACAAGGAAGGAAUUCCUCCUGAUCAACAGCGUCUCAUCUUUGCUGGCAAGCAGCUGGAAGACGGACGCACGUUGUCAGACUACAACAUUCAAAAAGAAUCCACACUCCAUCUUGUACUGCGUCUUCGUGGAGGCAUGCAGAUCUUCGUGAAAACUCUGACCGGAAAGACCAUCACUUUGGAAGUAGAAGCUUCGGACACAAUUGAGAACGUGAAGGCGAAGAUCCAAGACAAAGAAGGAAUUCCUCCUGAUCAACAGCGUCUCAUCUUUGCAGGCAAGCAGCUGGAAGACGGACGCACCUUGUCAGACUACAAUAUUCAAAAGGAAUCUACACUCCAUUUAGUGUUACGUCUACGAGGAGGAAUGUAAUUUCACAUACAAUCUGUUUUAAAAAAAUAAAAAAUAUACAUAGUCAAGCUUA
This is a messenger RNA of Bombyx mandarina (wild silkworm), 610 nucleotides long. Its product is annotated as polyubiquitin-A. Lineage: Eukaryota; Metazoa; Arthropoda; Insecta; Lepidoptera; Bombycidae. The record is from RefSeq and is a predicted model, not a curated record. Gene Ontology annotation, molecular function: protein binding.